This is a messenger RNA of Triticum aestivum (bread wheat), 1470 nucleotides long. Its product is annotated as oleoyl-acyl carrier protein thioesterase 1, chloroplastic. The record is from RefSeq and is a predicted model, not a curated record. The coding region runs from base 157 to 1233 and encodes 358 amino acids. Gene Ontology annotation, molecular function: acyl carrier activity; fatty acyl-[ACP] hydrolase activity. NCBI's taxonomy places the organism in Eukaryota, Viridiplantae, Streptophyta, Magnoliopsida, Poales, Poaceae. The transcript is spliced from 7 exons. Gene Ontology annotation, biological process: fatty acid biosynthetic process.
UCCUAUCGCCCGUCCCAUCUCCACCGCCCACCGCAUCGCUACCGCCCCCCGCCCCCCCGCGCCAUCCCGAGUUCCCGACCCUCACCCCUCGCACCUCCAUUUAAACCCCACCCGUCGGCGGCCGAAUCUCGGAGCGCCCCCGCGACCGACCCCCCCAUGCUGCGCUGCCACAUCCCGCCGCAAUGCGGCCCAGCCCCGCUCGGCCGCCGCGGCCUGCCCCGGGCGGUGCGCUGCGCCGCGCGGGCCCCGUCGCGGGGGGCCGUGGCGGCGGCGGCGGCGGCGGCGGCGCAGGUCGCCGCGGCGGCGGUGGCCACGGCCGAGGGGCGCGAGGGGGCGGAGCGGCCCGGCCUGGCGGAGCGGCUGCGGAUGGGGAGCCUCCUCGAGGACGGCCUCUCCUACAAGGAGAGCUUCAUCGUCCGCUGCUACGAGGUCGGCAUCAACAAGACCGCCACCGUCGAGACCAUCGCCAACCUCCUCCAGGAGGUAGGGUGUAAUCAUGCACAAAGCGUUGGGUUCUCCACCGACGGUUUUGCCACGACUACAACAAUGAGAGAACUUGGACUCAUUUGGGUGACAAAUAGGAUGCACAUUGAGAUCUACAAAUACCCUGCUUGGGGUGAUGUUGUUGAGAUCGAAACAUGGUGCCAAGCUGAUGGAAAGAUCGGUACUCGGCGUGAUUGGAUCCUUAAGGAUUUAGCUAAUGGUGAAGUUAUUGGUAGAGCUACCAGCAAGUGGGUCAUGAUGAACCAAAAUACACGCAGACUUCAAAGAGUCAGUGACGAAGUCAGGGAUGAGGUGUUUAUCCACUGUCCAAAGAGUCCAAGAUUAGCAUUCCCUGAGGAAAAUAAUGGUAGUCUGAAGAAGAUUCCUGUUCUAACAGAUCCUGCACAGCACUCGAGGCUCGGUCUAGUGCCUAGAAGAGCUGAUCUGGACAUGAACCAACAUGUCAAUAAUGUCACUUACAUUGGUUGGGUCCUCGAAAGCAUACCUCAAGAUAUUAUUGAUACCCACGAGUUGCAAACAAUCACUCUUGACUACAGAAGAGAAUGCCAGCAUGAUGACAUAGUCGAUUCUCUCACCUAUAUAGAGGAGGAGGAGAUAAAUUCUAAUGGAUCUCUGUUUUCAGCGCCGCACCCAGAAGAGCAGCGUCAGUUCUUGCACUGCUUGAGAUUUGCUGGGGCUGGGGACGAGAUCAACCGUGGUCGCACCGUGUGGAGGAAACUGGCUAGAUAGAAAGUGAUAUGUAUUUGCUCAUAUGUAUUGUGCUGUUCCAUUUGUUUUACCGUUUUGCUCUUUGUGACCGGCGCCGCAUCAGGAGAGGAUCAAUUGUACCCGGAAUUUUGUGAUUACCUUUGUGACAUGUGUAACAGUCAAUGCCAACCUGUGGCAAAUGUUGGACCUCAGCUGGUGUUCAUCCGUUUUGGACUAUGCAAUAUAUGUAUGUAUACAAGACUACAAGAGGUCCAUUGA